Molecule: messenger RNA, 6978 nt
Organism: Chelmon rostratus (copperband butterflyfish)
Lineage: Eukaryota; Metazoa; Chordata; Actinopteri; Chaetodontiformes; Chaetodontidae
Product: membrane-associated guanylate kinase, WW and PDZ domain-containing protein 1-like
Exons: 23
Coding region: 160-4905 (1581 amino acids)
Biological process (GO): signal transduction
Cellular component (GO): cytoplasm
Molecular function (GO): protein binding
Source: RefSeq, a predicted model, not a curated record
CUGGGGGCAGCAUGCCCUGGCUCAGGAGGAGGGUGAAAAUGUUCCAACUUGGAGUGGCACCCAAACACCCUGAAGUUUUCCGUCUGUUGGGACUAUCUCUAUGCGUCGGCUGAUUUUAACACCAUUCCGCGGGACCAACGGGUUCGGACCUGAGCCACCAUGUCAAAAGUCAUCCAGAAGAAGAACCACUGGAUCACUAAGGUGAACGAGUGCGCGGUUGUCCGCGACGCGCGCGGGGAGCUGAACGUGGAGCUGCGCGGCGGAGCUGAGAAUGGAGAGUUCCCACAAAUCGGGCAAGUUAGAGAGGAUGCUGUGGUGUACCAGGACGGUAAACUCUGCGAGGGGGAGCUGCUCCUGGACGUGGAGGGGCUGCCUGUGUCUGGAUUACCCCUCUAUGACAUUUUAACUGUGAUUGAGUGCUGCAAAGGUCCCGUCAGGUUGAAAACUGUGCGUCAAGGUCACAAGCUCAACAAGGACCUGAAGCACUACCUCAGCUUGAGGUUUCAGAAGUCUUCCCCCGACCACGAGCUGCAGAAGACCAUCCGAGCCAAUCUGUAUCGCCAUGCUGUGCCUUGUACGACCCGCCCCCCUCGAGACGGAGAGGUCCCAGGGGUGGAUUACAACUUCCUGUCUGUGGAGGACUUUCUAGAACUUGAGGAGAGCGGCACACUACUGGAAAUAGGAACAUAUGAAGGUAACUAUUAUGGGACCCCCAAGCCGCCAAGGCAGCCCAUCAUUGGGACAGUGAUUCUCAGUGAUGCAGGCUCCCAGCAGUCCACCCCGAAGCGCACCAAGUCCUACAAUGACAUGCAAAACGCCCGAGUAGUGCCUGCUGACGACGACGAUGACGACCAGGCCACGGAAAUGAACAACAGUUUUACAGGUAACCCUAACGACCAGGACGAGAGCCGCGGCGGCAUCCUCCGGCCGUACCCUGCACGUGACAAUGCUCCAUCCUGUGGUCUGAACAAUGCGGCCACCUCCACCUCAGACAGUGGGCAGCAGACCCUCGCAGAACCGCAGGUCUCUCCAGAAGACCCGCUGGGGCCGCUGCCUGACAACUGGGAGAUGGCCUACACUGAGAAUGGAGAGCUUUACUUCAUAGACCACAACACAAAGACCACAUCAUGGCUGGAUCCUCGGUGUAGAGACAAAGCUUCCAGGCCUUUGGAAGAGUGUGACGACGAUGAAGAAGGGAUACAUACAGAGGAACUGGAAACUGAUCUAGAGCUGCCUCCAGGAUGGGAAAGGAUAGAAGACCCAGUGUACGGGGUGUACUAUGUAGAUCAUAUAAACAGAAAGACCCAGUAUGAGAACCCAGUGUUGGAGGCGCGGCGUCGGAAAAUCCUGGAGCAGCAACAGCCGCAGCCUCCAGAAGGUGAGCGGUAUAUUCGAGAGUGGAUAGAGGAGCACUCCUCAGCAGCGGCUCCAUUAGCAAACUACGCUCCAAACCACCUGGAGACCUACAGGGACCCGCAGGUCCCACCAACUCUACCUCCCGGCCCUGCAGGAGCCAAACGUGGGAAGCCUUUCUUCACGAGAAACCCAGCAGAGCUGAAAGGAACCUUCAUCAACACGAAGCUGAAGAAGAGCCGUCGCGGCUUCGGCUUCACUGUGGUUGGAGGAGACGAGCCAGAUGAGUUUCUACAAAUCAAAAGUCUGGUGCUGGACGGGCCUGCAGCCGUGGAUGGCAAGAUGGAGACAGGUGAUGUGAUAGUCAGCGUGAAUGACACCAUUGUGCUGGGCUACACCCACGCUCAGGUGGUGAAGAUCUUCCAAUCCAUCCCCAUCGGUUCCAUGGUGGACCUGGCCUUAUGCCGUGGCUACCCGCUGCCCUUUGACCCCGAUGACCCCAACACCAGCCUGGUGACCUCAGUAGCGAUCUUGGACAAGGAGCCUAUCAUCGUCAACGGACAGGAGACGUUUGACUCGCCUUCCAACCAGGCCGGACCCGUUAACGGCAUGAGGGAGCCGCGACCACACAGCCCCUCGGCUGAGGUGGCGUCUAACGGCUCGCACGGCUACUCCAGUGACGUGGUCACUCUGGCCUCAUCUAUAGCCACCCAGCCAGAGCUGAUCACCAUCCACAUGGAGAAGGGUGACAAGGGAUUCGGCUUCACCAUUGCCGACAGCCUGACAGGAGGAGGGCAGAGGGUAAAGCAGAUAGUGGACUAUCCUCGCUGCCGUGGGCUAAAGGAGGGGGAUAUUCUGAUGGAGGUCAACAAGAGGAAUGUCCAGAAUAUGAGCCACAAUCAGGUGGUGGACCUACUGAGCAAAUGUCCCCGAGGCAGUGAGGUCACCAUGUUGGUGCAAAGAGGAGUGGUGCCAGCCAAGAGGAGUCCAAAGCUGGUGCACCAGUUAGAGAGGAAAGACAGCCAGAGCAGCUCCCAGCACAGUGUGUGCAGCCAUCGCAGCACCCACACCGAUUCUCCCAGCCACCCACCCUCUGUCAUGCCCAGUGAGGCUGUGGCUCCCACUCCUGCUGCCCCCACCCAGCCUCUGCCAGGCCUGCCCCCUCAGGACCCUGCAGAUGGCACCCUCACCCUCCAGAAGAAGCCGGACCCCUUUAAGAUUUGGGCGCAGUCCAGGAGCAUGUACGAGAGCCGACUGCCAGAUUGCCAGGAGCAGGACAUUUUCCUUUGGCGGAAGGAUACAGGCUUCGGUUUCCGCAUCCUGGGAGGAAAUGAGCCCGGGGAGCCUAUCUACAUAGGACACAUAGUGAAGUAUGGGGCAGCAGAUGAAGAUGGGCGCCUGCGUUCGGGCGAUGAGCUCAUCUGUGUGGACGGCACGGCGGUGGUGGGCAAGUCUCACCAGCUGGUGGUGCAGCUGAUGCAGCAGGCCGCCAAACAGGGCCAUGUCAACCUCACAGUCAGACGCAAAACCCCCGGAUAUGGAGUGUCAAAAGGAGAAGGCGACGUGCCCCCGUCGCCGGCCUCAUCCCACCACAGCAGCACUCAGGCACCCAGCCUGACGGAGGGCAAGCGGACCCCCCAGGGGAGCCAGAACUCUCUCAACACUGUCAGCUCUGGCAGCGGAUCCACCAGCGGCAUAGGAAGCGGCGGCGGCGGAGGCAGCGGCAGCGCGGUGGUGCCUGCCUCCCUGCAGCCUUACGACGUGGAGAUCCAGCGUGGAGAGAACGAGGGCUUUGGUUUUGUCAUUGUGUCAUCUGUUUCGAGGCCUGACGCCGGCACCACCUUUGGACGCAUCAUCGAAGGCAGCCCGGCGGACCGCUGCGGGAAGCUGAAAGUAGGGGACCGAAUACUGGCUGUCAACUGCUGCUCCAUCACCAACAAGUCACACUCAGACAUCGUCAACCUGAUCAAGGAAGCCGGGAACACAGUCUCGCUCAGGAUCAUCCCGGGUGAUGAAUCCUCCAAUGCUUCUCUGCUGACUAAUGCUGAGAAGAUAGCUACCAUCACCACCACACACACACCUCAACAGUCCACAGAGUCCCGGAAUAACUCAAAGUCGAAAGGAGCCCCUCCUCCUCCACCCUCACAAACUCAGACAACACAGGAUGCAGAGUUCUACUCUGUGGACCUCGAGCGGGACAGUAAAGGUUUUGGCUUCAGCCUGAGAGGAGGACGAGAGUACAAUAUGGACCUGUAUGUGUUGAGAUUAGCAGAGGACGGAGCUGCUGUCAGAAACGGCAAGAUGAGGGUGGGAGAUGAAAUCCUGGAGAUUAAUGGUGAGAGCACAAAGAACAUGAAGCAUUCACGUGCCAUUGAACUGAUCAAGAACGGUGGUCGCAGGGCGCGGCUCGUCCUCAAACGGGGAGAUGGAUCUGUACCUGAAUAUGACGGCAGCAGUGACGGGCACCCUCCCACACCCGGGGCACAAAACACUCCGGAAGUGAGAACACUGCCACCUAACAGCAGAUAUCACACCUCAUUGGAGUCCAGUUAUCCACCAGACCUUCACAAACCAUCACGCCAGGAGGAGGCUGCACGUGGCCGAGACAGGGACAGGAACAGGGACGUGGCUGGAUCAGAUCAGAUGGACUACCAAGGCCGGCAAUUUAACCCCCACCAUCAUCACACCUGGAAUAACAAUCACAGUCAAAGUACCCCCAGUCAGCAGUCUCCAGAAAACAGUAACAGUAGUAGCGGUGGCAACAAGAAGAGCCGAGGCCGCAAAGUCAAGAAGUCCGAGUCGGAGAGCGGCAUCUCUAAACUCCUAAAGACUCUGAGGAAAGACAGCUCGGGGAAGAAGGCUGCAGCUGCCGAGAAACUGAGGGGACGAGAGCUCUCAAGCAGCAGUUCUACUUUGGAUGGGAGGUUUCGUCUGCAGCGCCGCGGCUCCCUUGACCGCUCACCAACCCGAAAGCGCAACUCCUCUCCUGAUCGUCGGCGGGCCAAGUCGAUGGAUCGCAGGGCAGAGCGAGCGCAUCGGGACCGUACACCCGAGAGGGAGUACGAUGAUGGGGGGUUCCUCGCAGUCACCCCUGACCGCAAGCUCUACGAGCGGAGGCUCCUCAAGGACUCACAGGCGGCUGGGCGAGUCAGGGAGACCACAACACCUGAGCGCACCAACAACAAUGGGGAUUCCUUGUCUCUUUCCAGGGGCCGUACAUAUGAUAGAGUGACAAAGAACGGCAACCUCCUGAGAGACUCUUCCUCAGAGAGGAGGGAGGAGAGAUAUCGGAUGAACGGCACACCAGAGAGACGAUACAGAGUGGAGCGGGACUCUUCCCCUGACAGCACCUACAGCCGGGAUGAGCUGAACUAUGCAGCAGCACCCAGACUGAAGGACUACUACAGCAUGAUGAAGAACAACGCUGCACACAACAAUGCUGCCUACAACAACACAGGCCAUAACAAUAACGCAGUAGGCCACAGCCCAAACCAGCUCCCUGAGCCCAAGAGAAGGCUGUACAAAGAGAGCCCCAAAGACCUCAGCAUCUAGAGCAGAGCAGAGAUCCCCCUCGCCGCUCUCUCCUCUAUCUGUGCAAACUAUGUACCAUACACUGGAAUUGGACUUCUGAGGAUACUAACUCUUGUGCUUUAUUUGGUCGACUGGUUGUUGAUUGAUUUGAUUGACUUAACUACUUGUGAUCCCAUCCAGAGAUUCAUAAAACAGCAGGAGUACAAUCCUUGUAUCAGUUCAUACUGGUUGUUUUGUCAUUGUUAGAGUUAUUUUGAACAUAACAGAAGUUGUUGUACUAUAGUAAAGGUAUUGUAUGUGCCUGCAUAUAAAAUCAGUGAUAUUGCUUUUUGUAGGCAUUGCUGAAUCUAAAUAUUUGUUCCCUCAGAGGUAUGACACAUUCUUCCAGUUGUGGUAACUUCCAACUACUAAGCUUGUUUUCAACUUGUUUUUAGAUAUCUUUUCCAUUCCUGAAUUGCUUUACUGAACAAACUAUAGCACAAGACACUGAUGGUUCACAAGAACUGUGAAAGUCAUGUUGGACUUAAGGCAAAAAUCUAAAUUUAAGAUCGGUUGGUAAAAGUAGAGUGAUAAUUAUAUAAAUAAUAUAUGACUUUUUGCAUUUGCUCACUAUUUAUUUUUAAUUUGGCACAUAUCUUGAGCAAGCUUCAUUAAAUCUUUAAGGACCAGUGCACACUGUACCUGGGAGAAGCAUGCUGUACCCUUACUUGUGUUGCACCCUUGAAAUGUGUGGCAGCUCACCCUCCUCUUCCAGAAAUCGGGACAAUUGGCAAUGGUGUUAUUAGUUUCUCCUUUGGAGUAGGAUUAUAAAAAUAACUUGAAUACUUUACCCUUUGUUCCUCAGUGUGUGCUGAUGUAGCAGGGAAGGAACCUGACUCACUUUCAACGACAGGCAACCAACUGUUCUGGUAAAUUCUCUGCUGUGGGAAAAAGUUAUUGAAAUUUGUUGCUCAUCAAAAUUUCAGUUUAGAGGAGUCUGCAUUAUGCCAGAAUACCAGCUUGAAGCUGCCAUAAAAUAUGAUUUAAAAAAAAGUUAAAACAAACAAAUGUGUAAAUGAUCCCUGUGCAAGAUGCAUGUGUAAAUCUAAGUGUAGUUUAACCACUUAAUCUGUUAGGUCUCGUCGCGAAUUAUCGACAAGGAACAUGCACUGUAAUCCCACAGUAAUUGUUAGCCCUGUCCUUAUGGUGAUGAUACCCACAUUUGCGCACCAACCACACCCUAGGUCCUGACACAAAGAGCUGAUGUGGUUUGUUGUGUUGGUGAUAUAUGGAGAGUCCCGGUACAGGAGACGACCAAUCUGCCAUGCUGAGCCAUGCUGUCACGCCACUGGAGUCUGACUGCUGCUUUAUAAUGUGUUUUGUGUGUAUUCUCUGUUUUAUGUUUCAUUAGAAAACUAAAAAUAUAUUGGAUAAACCACAACAAAUGCAUUGUUUGAUCACUGUUGUUGCCAUGGUACUGUAUUAACGAAAAAGAAGAAAAAAAACACAUUUAAGAAGUUAACCUGUUGGCCAUCACCUGUAAAGAAUUUUUCCAAUGUAACUAUUAGGAACCUGUCAAGGAAUAAAAUGUUGCCUUUUUCUUGUACAAAAGAGAAAUUUAUGAAAAACCUCAGCAGUGAGGAAUGUGAUAUUGUGUUUAUAUCUCUGAAAUGGACCUGCUGAUUUAUGGGAAAUAUGUUGAUUUACUCUGGAUCAGGUAUGUAAAGACAUUUUAAAAUGAAAGACUGUAUUUGGUCAAUCAGAAAAAAACUGUUUGAUGGUUUGAAUCUUUCUCGAUGGUUAGCCUGCCUUUGUAUUAUAAAGCACUUGUAUGCAGUCUGUGUUCUUCAAGCAUUAGUUCUUGCAAUGUGCUCCGGACAUAAUGCUGUCUCUGUGUUGAUAAAAGCAGUACAUGUAUAUGGGCCAAUCUUUUUUAUAAAACUAUGCAUAUAUAAAUACUACAUUGUUCAUAGCUUUAUUUGACCCAUGAAGCUAUACAUAACAUUAGUCUAAGUACAAGUAGAUGUGGACUUAUCCAGCUUCUUUCCUUGAGAUGGAUUACAAUGUAUAUGUAGCUAUCAAAAGAAGUCUGUGAAUGCUAUUUUUAUUAUCAAA